AUAAGCCCUACAAACAACAACCACUCAAUAACCACCCCAAGCAUCAUACACCUUUAAUAUUGUCCUCUAACAUGUCUCACUCACGAACCACGAGCAAUAUGAGCAACCUGAGCAACCUGAGUGAGACCAUCAGCGAACCUGAUUCUGUCCUCAGUUUCAACGAGAACGUGUAUCUGUCCAUGCAAAAUGCUGAUAUAUCCACUGCGACCUAUGUGAAGCAGGCUCGACAAAUCCUAGACCAGCUAAUGACAAAGCAAAACAGGUGGAUUGAAACUCCACCACGCGUGAACAACUUGGACGCAUCCAGGGUUCUAGACGUGAUGCUGAGGAACGCUCGCCAAAGCGGUGGUGAAAAAUCUGAGUGUUAUACCGCCUGUGCUAUUUGCGCAUGUCCGGAGAUCUACGAGCAAGUCAACCUCGCGAGGACUUGGUUUAUGUAUUUGCUAUGGCCAUCCUCAGUAAGUGCCAAUCUGGAACGGCAUAGUGGAUUUAGGAGCGAUGUACAUCCCACUGUCAGAAAGGUGGCUUUCAAUGGUUAUAGAUGCGUUGUUACCGGUAUGUGGGAUGGAGAACACAGGCCCGCCAGUAGCGAUCAGCCUUGGAUAACCUUGACAGGAGCGCACAUCCUGAAACGGGCCGUCGGUGUUUUCACCCUGGAACGGGCGCAUACUGCGGCUGCAACGUGGAAUAUCAUUCGACAUUACUCAGGAAUGUCCAAAGAAACUAUUCAAGAUAUGGAAAGGCUCGUAGAUGAUCCUUCCAAUGGCAUGAUGCUCAAACAUCAUACCCACAUUGUUUUUGAUAAGCUAAAAGUAUACCUCAAACAGACGGAGCGAGAAAACAAGUACGUAGUCAAGGAAGUUAGCAGCGGGUGGUGGAUACAUCGCAACAUUCUCAAUAGAACUAUCACCUUCCGGAAUCACGCUACCCCUACACAAGACAUACCGUUGCCUAACCCUCAUUUCAUCGCCCUACACGCAGCCAUCUCUCAAAUUUUGCAUAUGAGCGCAGCAGGAGGCAAUGCCGGAAUUCUGAAAAGCAAUGGAAAUCUAGUACAUCAAUUAUCUUCGAUGAUGUCUGCACUGUAUAUAAUCACCCCGUUGGAGUCCACUGCAUAGAGGUUGUAGUAUUGUCUGUAAUAUUGUUGGUGUAAGUUCAAUGAAUGUACCAUCGGACCUAAAAACAUGUAUGGCAUGCGAGAUACAAAGAUGCAGCCUUGCAAGGAUAGUAUGUGCUAAGAUAUGUCUGUAUGUUGUGAAUGUUGAGCAGCCUGGAUUUGAUCAAACAAAGAACUUUGCUAGCACAA
Messenger RNA from Suillus paluster, 1306 nucleotides. RefSeq lists its product as uncharacterized. The record is from RefSeq and is a predicted model, not a curated record. Lineage: Eukaryota; Fungi; Basidiomycota; Agaricomycetes; Boletales; Suillaceae. The transcript has 6 exons. The coding region runs from base 72 to 1118 and encodes 348 amino acids.